CAAGAAAUGAGAUGGAAAAACAAACAAAAUUUUGAUUGACUACUCGUAGCGUUUUUCACUCUGCAAGAAAAAUGAUUCAUGAGCGGUCUCGCUCCGCCUUGCCGCUGGGAGCCCGUUCUCGGCGUGGACUUCUGUCGUGCGUACUGGCAGCGGCAUCGUGCAUUUCUUCUGGCGUCAGUGGGACGAAAUCAGGGACCCCGAGCAUCGGAUCGGUGGUCAAAAUGCUAGAAGGAAUGCGGCAGCAGAGCGAAUCCGAAGCUGCGAAGGCCCGGGAAGAACAGGACCAGUUGGAGCAGGACUGUGAAACGACCAAAAUCCAAGAGGAAAAAGAGCUUGCAGUGUUGGGUACAAAUCGUUCUUAAGGUCAAAAGAGAAUCUUAUUUCCUGCCGCUCGUCUAUCAUGAUUCGUCUUUCUACUGAUGAAUGCUUUCUACCGAAUGUCGAUCUUCGAAAUCGAAUUUGUCCUCGAUUUGCUCACAGAAGAACAAAUAGUCGUGGAGGAGCCAAGAAUUCAGGUAUUUCGCUGACAAGUGAGCAGGCCAACAAGGAGGAAGCCGCCGCGUUGACGACGAAAGCAGCCGACGCGCUCUCGCAAGGUAGUGAGCGUGAGCAGGAAGUCCGAAAGGACCUGGCCGAAGAGAAGAAGCUAUUCAAAGAGGAGAAGGCUGAGUUUGCUGCGUUCGACAAGGAAAGCGGAGAAACAGUGGAUAUUCUGCGGCGUGCAAUUCGAGCACUAUCAGUGAAGAAGCGACAGGCUGAGGCAGCAGAGGCUGAGGGAAAGGGAGCGCAGCUGUUGCAAACCCAGUCGGUGGACGCAGUGCAACAAGCACUAGCGGCGUUGACGCGCGCGUCUUUCGUAUCCAUCGCGAAUAAGGAAAGCCUACUGCAGCUACAGCAAAAGCAGAUGGAUUUAUGAGGGCCUUCGUGGGCUGUAAGUUACUUACUUAAAUAUGAGUGUGAGUGGUGUGCACCAUCCUGCACUUGCUUCUACUUCACGCCAACUCCACGACCCCAACUAACCUGUAGUUUCUUUGCUACUACCCCUUCUUCUCUAACCUUCAGUGACGAUGGGUCCUCCAUGGAUGGUGUGAUCGAGUUGUUUGAGAAAUUCAUGCAGGAUGAGAUCGCGAGUCGAAAUCAGAGGCAACAGGAGUGGAGCGAAAAUCAGAUGAGGAAGCAAUUGCUGAUCCAACAACUCUCCAACAAACUGGAAAAUACUGUGAAUCUCAUCGCUAGAGAGAAGACGAAGCAAGCAGCUGCAGAAGAAAAACUGGCUAAGGCGGAAGGUGCGAUAGCGACUCUAAAUGAAGAGAUUUAUGCGGGGGUUUGUUGUAUUUGAGUUUUGCUCGAAGAUGUCGAUAGCGUUGUUCACAGUCGUAAUGUGACCACGUAUUUCAGUGAUUCUUCGAAAAUACCUAUUUAUGAAAUUGUUUUUGGCCAAGCAACAUCUGUUUCUGAAUCCUGUGACUGCCCCCGAUGAAGCAUGCUUCUCGCUUUCCGCCCUUCUAAUUUGGCGCCAAAAGCCAGAAGACACUGAAGGACAGCGCAACCAAGUGUCGGAUCGCUACUAUGAAGUUCGACGAAGAACAGGCCGACUUUGCGGCUGAAAUCAAAGCGCUAACAACCGCGAUGGGCAUCCUACAAAAGGCUCCCGACUUCUUGCAGAUCGCGGACUCGACGACGCAUUCGAUUUCGACGCCACCGAUGACCACGUCGUUUCUGCAGAUGCAGGCGUCGACACGAGCAGCGUCAAGCAUGCGAUUGGAGCGCAACCUGCAACGUCAGACGGAAGCUAGCAUCUAUCUACAGAAGUUGGCAAGCAGGCUGGGCGGGCGGCUAGAUUCGCUGGCGCAAGUGUCAAUCCGAGUAGCGGAAGGUCCAUUCGGAAAAGUCAAACAGAUGCUCUAUGGCAAAAUCGGUGCCACCAGUACUAAAAACGAAUAAAUCCCAAGCAGAACGACCUCUCCUGUGCCCUCUCGCACGAUUGGAUACCUCUAGAACAGGUAAAUGAAUGAAUGAAUGUUGCCAGUUACUCUUAAUGCAACUGGCUGAGGUGAGCCAAAAAAUAAAACCGAAGAUUUUCUUCACUCUAGUGGCUAUAUUAUCGCUGUACACUAAUCAUGAUCCCCACUCUGUUUCAUGUCCGAUCCUCCAUGAUUUCGAAGUUGGAGAAGGAAAUGGCGGGCGAGAACGAUAAGAAUGCGUACUGCAAGAAAGAAAAACUGCGCGGCGCAAAAGACCUUAAGGUCAAGCGCGCGGAGGCAGAAAAAUUAUCGGCGAGAAAAGAGAGAGCGAGCGCAGAAAAGCAGAAACUGCAGAAGAAGAGUGCACAGUUAGAACAGCGUCUCAAAGAGCUCAAUGACGACAUCAAACGCAUCACGAAACUGAGGCAAGUUAACAAGAAGCAGAACGAAGAAGAGAUUUCAACCGCACAAGCAAACGAAGAAGCGUGUGGAAAAGCUGUUGAGGCACUACAGGAGUACUUUGCCGGAUCGGAUUCCGGCGGCGCUUCUGGGUCGGGAGUUGCGGACCAAGUGAUAUCACUCCUAGAAACAGCUGAAGCGGAUUACGCUAAAAGUAAUUAUGGAAACCCAUGAUUCUAAUUCUUGAUCUUGAAGAACAAGAAUGAAGACUACUUACCCGAGACUUACUUAUGCCAAGAGUACCGUAGUACUAAAACCAUUAGAUUCCACCUAAUUAUAUCUUCUCUGCUAGUCCUAGAAGUAUUUAGCUGGUGCGACUAGAAUUCCACCCAAUAUAACUACUUUUAGUUCAACGUCUGCAGAUUAUCAGCAUGAAGUCUUGUUAACCUGGUGAAAUUGCCUAUCCAAAUCCAACUAGAAAAUUCUUUUUGCCCCUUCAUACUGCGAUUGAUGUGACGAAUUUGGAGCAAGGGUUGGUAGCUGCCUACAAGGAGAAAAUGCAGGACUACAAAGAGGAGAUAGCGGUCACGAAGCAAACGAUUAAGGGUCUAGCGCAGCAAGUCGUGACUCUCGAAAAGUCCAUUGGUGAUACUGAGACGGACGAGACGAAUGCCUUGCAGGAAGAAGAGUUAUGCUUAGUCCUGGAUGUUUCAUUUCGGUGUCGAUCGCAACCAAUCGAUUUUCAAGAUCCACCUACUUGAGAGGAGAAGAGAAAAUGACAGAAGAUAGGUAGAUUUUCUAUCGCGUGAUGACUGAUAUUUGGGUUUGGGAUCAGAGGAGGACUACCAGAAACUCACGUUAUUGUCUUCGAGGUACUUACUUUACUUUCUUGUCAUCUAACAACAGCCGCCCACGGUUACGUGGACAAGAUUAAAGAGGAGUGCGAAACAAAGGCAUCCACGUUCGAGGAACGGCAGAGGCGCAGGCAGGAUGAGAUGGAUGGGCUGAAGAACGCGAUCGAAAUUCUUGAGGGCGAGACUGCGGGAGGCGAGGCGUGAGCUCUAGACUAGAGAAGAUCUUCUCAUGUUCUCUUACAAAAAACAACUACUACUUAUCGUCAAUAUCGGACUAAAAAAUGCACGGACGGAACGAUGUUUUUUCCUGUGAUUGCCACUGGAUUGUUUUUUCCAACAUUCAUUCAUCCUCAUGUUGUAGGAAGUACUUAAUUGAAGAAACUAAAAACCAUAACCAAAACCUCUUCCUCCAUGAGGGCCACUCGCUGGAAGAACAGAUCAUAGCUUCAGCGAACGGAGAACAACGAGAGCUUUCAGCGUGAUUUGCUAUGCACUCAAGAGGAAGUGAAAGUGCGACCCGCCUAUCAUUCUUGUGAAAAAGCAAGAUGCAGAUCAUCAAUUUCUUCCAAGAUCUCUACAAGAACAGAGCAGAACACUGUACUAGGAGAACGAGAAAGUAGCUCACCCCACCGUAAGUAGCUCA
Molecule: messenger RNA, 3860 nt
Organism: Amoebophrya sp. A25
Lineage: Eukaryota; Dinophyceae; Syndiniales; Amoebophryaceae
Source: the annotation of a GenBank genome assembly